Messenger RNA from Laccaria bicolor S238N-H82, 369 nucleotides. RefSeq lists its product as uncharacterized. The transcript has a single exon. Lineage: Eukaryota; Fungi; Basidiomycota; Agaricomycetes; Agaricales; Hydnangiaceae. Bases 1 to 369 code for a protein of 122 amino acids. The record is from RefSeq and is a predicted model, not a curated record.
AUGUACAGUGAUUCAAUACUACUAUUAUGUAUAUGUAUGGUAUACAAGAAGACUGAGUAUCUACAGGUGGAAGCGGCGGUUAUCAACUGGCAGUCCCCAAGGUGGUUAGCGUCGCUUCGCCGCUGUCGACCUGUAUGCAAACGUGCUUAUAAGCCUGAGGUCUCCGUGAUACAUUUGUUUCCGCUUCCUCUCUUUCUCCCACUUCACGUCCUCGCCAGAUUCUCCUUCUCCCACACCUUCAAAUGCUCCUUACGCGCCUCCCAAACGAGCCUCCCAGCAACCUCCACUAGUCUCCAUCAUCGGGGAUUUCCAAUACCAGUCUUCAGGUUCGACAACGUGAGCUUCUCGGGGGACUUUGAAUGGCGUUAG